Chlamydomonas reinhardtii is the source of this 2301-nucleotide messenger RNA. RefSeq lists its product as uncharacterized. The transcript is spliced from 12 exons. Lineage: Eukaryota; Viridiplantae; Chlorophyta; Chlorophyceae; Chlamydomonadales; Chlamydomonadaceae. The record is from RefSeq and is a predicted model, not a curated record. The coding region runs from base 387 to 1502 and encodes 371 amino acids.
GAUGACUCUCGUGCGACGACAGCUGCCGUAUUGUGGGUCAGUUACGACGUCCCCAGACCGCAACCCCUCUGGUCCCCUCUCUGUCCGCCUUUCAGCCGUCGGGCUAUAUCCCUUUAACCGACCUGCACAGGGUGAUGGUGUCAGUGCCGCUGCCCCGAGCAGCCCCGAGCGUUCCGGCCUCGGUCGGUUUUUGCGUGUGCGGCGAUUUGAAGCAGCGACGCGAGCGCGUAUAACUUAAAUUGUCCAGUAAAGCAUCAUGCGCCUGGGAGGGUGGCCCGGGGCGCCGCGUUGACAUCAUCGGCCGGACGAGGCCGGGGUAACGGGGUUGGGCUUCUCUUCCUCGCGCUGUUCAGGCUGGCAUUCAGUGGGAUAUAAAGGCUGCCAGAAUGAUUCACUCUGCGACCAACAGCCAGGUUCGCGGCCUGCGCGCUUACGGUGUGCGUGCGGCCGCUCGUCCGGCAGUCGUGGUCAGGCGCAGGCCCUGCAAGCCGGUGUGCUUCAAGGACAAGGAUUCGAUUGAUGAUACCACCACGGCAGCGCCCGGAUCGACCAAGUCGCCGUCGUCGUCUGUGCCCACACCCGGUGCCAUUCCGUCGGCCCGCCCGCUGGACACUACUGGCACGCGCCCCGUGAACCUGGGCCCAGUGGCUUCCACGCUUUACCCCGCGCUGCAGUACGCCACCAUCGCCGCCGCCGCGGCCGCCAUCAUCGCGCCCGGCCCCACCGGCUCGGCGCUGUUCCGCGGCGCCGCCAUGACGCCCACCAACCGCGCCCUGCUGGUGUGGGCGGCGGCGGCGCUCAUCCCCUCCAUCAUCUCCAAGCGUCAGAUCAAGAAAGCCGCGGACCUGGGCAUCCUGGGCUCGCCGGCCUUCAAGCAGCUGGUGUCGGGCUGCCUGCUCAGCGGCGUGCUCAGCCUGGUGGUGCUGACGCAGGCCAUCUCGCUGCGCAACCCCAUCCUGACCUGCACCGUGGGCACCCUGGCGGGCGUGGCCACCCUCACCACCGCCUACACCCUGGUCAAGAUCCGUGAGAGCGGCCAGCUACUACCCAGCGCACGCGGCCUGCUGGCGGGCACCCUGGACCUGCUCACACCGCGCACCGCCACUGCCGCAGGGUACUCCCUGCUGUCCGCCGCCACUGCGGUGGCAGGUGUGGCGCUGUUCACGUCCGACCCCUCCGCCGCCUGCCCCGUGUUCUACCAGACCAAGGACGCCAUCCACGUGUUCGGCAGCCGCAUCGCGGGCGCCCUCACCCUGGGGGCGGCCGUGUCGCUGUUCACGAUCAAGCACGCCGCAGACGACGGCCGACAGGGCUCCCCCAUGUACAAGCAGCUCAACGGCGCCGCCGCCGCCUGGGCCGGCCUCACCGCGGGCGUGGUGGGCUACAGCAUGGCGACCGGCCUGGCCAUGAGGAACCCCAUGACACUGGGCGUAUUGGCUUUUUACAUCAUCACCGCCGCCUUCACCGGCUAUAACUGGGCUACUGCACCCAAGACGGCCUAAGCAGGAUGGAUGCUUCAGAGUACUGAGUGUUGAAGCCAUCCGGAAAGCCUUCCGGAAUGGCCGAUAUUUGGGUCGCCAACUUGGGUUUGGGGAGAGGCGCCAGGCGGCGGAAACAAGUGAAGCAUGGCCGCACAUUCAGCAACCUGAUGAGAGGGUUUUGCGCAGCCGCAGCUGAUGGCAACUUACCGGUAGUGACAAGAGGUUGUACGCGUUUGUACGGUGUUGCGGGACGGCUGGAAUGAUGUCGCGCUGACGAUUGGCUGGGCUUGAGCGCGGGUGCUAUAGGAGCUAUGCCGCUUAUGAACAAUAUCAGCAAUACACAAGUCUCGCACAUUGGCGGAUUGGACGCUGGGCUACGAUUGUGAGUUAUUGACUAUGGCCUGUUGGAUUUUUGCAGUGUUGGUUGUGUGGUUUCAUGGGUUGUGGAGUCGGCGGCCGCCCCAGUGCGCCUGUAUGCCGAAAGGGUUGUCUGGACGAAGUCAGGGAGGAUUUGCGAUGGCAUUGCCAGAACAUGAGUUUACCCCGCAUUGUGGGCGUGGUGGUCCAAGAUGCAUUUGGCCGUGUUUUGGGUUUUGCAAAGGAACAGGGUUGCGGAUUGCCUGCCAUUGCGGGCGGGAAACUGGGUUGCUCCUGCUAGGACACGGCCACACAGGAGGAUGGAGGAUGCGUGGGGAUGGGCUGGACCGCCAGCACCACCGGCAGGUGCUCUGGUCGCACGGCGAGCUAGUAAUACAGUGCUGGAUUUGUAUCGCUCCAACUCUUGGCGAGAUGCUUCUUGCCUUUCAAGCACCGGGGGGCU